AUGGAAGUCAACGCCGAAGCCAGACGGAUCCUGGCGGUGUCGAUAAGUAAAUUGUACGCUUCCAGGACUCAGAGAGGCGGACUGAGACUCCACCGGAGCCUCUUGCUCUCCCUGGUUAUGAGGUCUGCCCGGGACAUCUAUCACUCCUCCCGGGAGAGCGAGGGGCCAACUCCGGAAGAGCCGAUGGAGACAAGCUCCGGCGCUGAGGACGAACAACAACAAGCCGGCCUGCCUGAGCCCCAGCCGGCACUGGUGUCCUCUGAGAAGCUCCCAGAGGAGCCGGACAGCGCUGAGGAGGAGUGUGAAACCACAGAGGACAAAGAGAACCUGAGCCCGACGAGGCAGUCCAGGAAACGCCGGGGUAAGGCGUCGGCGGCGCCUGACUUCCUCCCCAGCAAGAGGGCGAGGUUGGAGCCCGGGGAAGAGAGGUAUGCGGCCCCGCUAAGCAGCUGUCGCGCCGGGGCAGGGGACUCCCUGACCGCUUUGUCUCUAAAUCGGGUUAUACCUGCCUGCUGAACAGAUGGAGGGAGAAAAUAGCCUCCAAUGGGACUUUGGAGCAGAGUGAUUCUCGACUCCUCAUUAACCUACAAGGGCGAUUGGAUCCCUUUACGCGCCGAGGAGCUGACCUACAUCGGCCAGUCCCAGGACAAAGGGAUUACCGGAGCCAUGGUGCGAGCUGUCCGGUCGACCUGA
This is a messenger RNA of Xyrichtys novacula (pearly razorfish), 693 nucleotides long. The record is from the annotation of a GenBank genome assembly. NCBI's taxonomy places the organism in Eukaryota, Metazoa, Chordata, Actinopteri, Labriformes, Labridae.